Messenger RNA from Acanthosepion pharaonis, 651 nucleotides. NCBI's taxonomy places the organism in Eukaryota, Metazoa, Mollusca, Cephalopoda, Sepiida, Sepiidae. The record is from the annotation of a GenBank genome assembly.
AUGUUUCAUUUUCUUUCUUCGUUCCACUUGCCAUUCUCCCCGUUUGUUACUUUCUCUUCUUUAUUGGAAAUAUCCGAAACGUCGCCAGAAAGUCUGCAAAAGUCGAAUAAAGACAUGAUUUAUUCAUUUCCAAUCGGAUUAAUAAUGAACCAUUAUUCAUAUCUAUCUUUCUAUCUAUCUGUCUGUCUGUCUAUCUGUCUAUCUGUCUCAGUAUUCAUAUCUAUGUUAGUAUUCAUAUCUAUAUAUAUCUACCUCAGUAUUCAUAUCUAUAUAUCUAUCUACCUCAGUAUUCGUAUCUAUCUAUCUAUCUAUCUAUCUAUCUAUCUAUCUAUCUAUCUAUCUAUCUAUCUAUCUCAGUAUUCAUAUCUAUAUCUCUAUCUCAGUAUUCGUAUCUAUCUAUCCCAGCCUCUUAAUAUCUAUCUAUCUAUCUAUACAUCUCAGUAUUCAUAUCUAACUAUCUAUCUAUCUAUCUAUGUAUCUAUCUAUCUCAGUAUUCAUAUCUAUCAUCUAUCUAUCUAUCUAUCUAUCUAUCUAUCUAUCUAUCUCAGUAUUCAUCUAUCUAUCUCAAUAGUCAUAUCUAUAUAUCUAUCUCAACAUGCGCACUUCUUGCUACACGCUCACAAACAGGCGUCGCUCGAGCGGGAAAAAUAA